AAACGAGUUAAUGGUGUUACAGAGAAUACAUUCCCCCUGCUUGUCACCGGCGAACUCCGUCAACAUGGUCAACACGGUUUGCGCCAGAUUCCUCCUUCAGAGAUCAACACGAAGGAUACUAUUCUCUUCCCGAGCAGCCCCCGCAUUUUCCAGUCCAUUUCUGUCUCGUGCUCAUAGAUUAGAACCCGGAGAUGAUGAGUUGUACCAACGUACCAAGGUGUCUAUAAUGAAGAACGAACCAGAGAGUGGGAUCUUGAUCCACAGCUACAGUUCAUCAGGAUUCAACAUCGAUGGCAACCGGGUGUUUGGGCCCUGUGCUGUGUUGCUUCCUGCUAUUCUGCAGUGGAACGUUGGCACAUAUAAAGACAUCACAGAAGAGAGUGUUUCACUCUUCCACAUGGUUGAACCAACAAUAGAGAUUCUUGUGCUGGGCACAGGCUUAAAGCUCGAGCGAAUCGACCCCUCAGUCCUUGCACUGCUGAGGCGUAAAGGCAUUGCUGUGGAGGUGCAGGACACGCCAAAUGCAUGUGCAACCUUCAACUUGCUGACAAGUGAGCGAAGAUUGGUUGCCGCUGGUCUGAUUCCUCCUUCUCCCAGCACAGCCCUAGAAGUUAAAAAGGACUAAGUGUUGGAAUGCCGGCUAGAAAAUGGAGUGGUAACUGAAGACAAAGGUUCACUUACAAGUGAAAUGGCCAUUCAAUUUCUGCAGAAAGCUCACAGAGAAACAAAAACAUUAUAUCCAGCUCUGGCAUUCAGUUAGUUAUUGUUGAAUGAAGUUUGUUUAAAGCAGCAACCACAACUCAGAGACCUGAGGUACACUCUGGUGAGCCAUGAGCCACAUUUCUGCUCACUAGUGUAAUACUCACAGCAUUUGGAUGUACACGAGUAUGUUGGACAGCUCUGUCACCAUGUUGGCAAUGAAAUCUAAAACCUAAAUACAUAUAUAUGUAUUUCAGUGUGAUAUAUAUAUAUAUAUAUACACACACACACACACACACAUAAGGAUAUAUAUGUAUAUUUGUAUGUAUAUGUGGAGAAUGCUUUAACUUAAAGUGUGAUGCAUUUGUUGUUUCAACCCAACCACAAAAGCAUCUUAACAUACUGUAAUUUGCAAAAGCUGAUCUGUGUGGCAAUAUGUAAAAUAAAGAUUUAUGUGUACAUAUGUUCCAGGAGG
Molecule: messenger RNA, 1174 nt
Organism: Melanotaenia boesemani (Boeseman's rainbowfish)
Lineage: Eukaryota; Metazoa; Chordata; Actinopteri; Atheriniformes; Melanotaeniidae
Gene: ndufaf3
Product: NADH:ubiquinone oxidoreductase complex assembly factor
Exons: 5
Coding region: 11-625 (204 amino acids)
Biological process (GO): mitochondrial respiratory chain complex I assembly
Cellular component (GO): mitochondrial inner membrane
Source: RefSeq, a predicted model, not a curated record